UCCGAGAAACGCGCCAUUGACAGUAGAUGGGCAACUCUGGGUCGGGCCACCUAUAGCCUAUAGCAAAAUUUUCUUUUGGGCCAAGUUUUUUGCUAGUGGGUUUCUAGAGUUGGACCAAAUAGGAUCUCAGGAACCUUGAUCCGGUUGAAGAUCCCUUCGCGAACAAAACCUAAUAAAUAUGAUGGGUUGGUCCUUCACAUAAUUCUAAAGUAACUCCUCAUCUUAUCAGAUAAUAGUCAACUCAUAAAUGACAAUACUGAAGAGUAUAACUAGACCAUAACCAUCACUAACUAUUUUUCAUGAUCAGUCUAUUCUGUAUUUUAUUUUAUUUUUCUAUUAACCAUCACACUAAAAUCACGUUACUCAAAACUAUCAUCACAGUCGCCUAUAUAUACGCUAUAUAUUAAGUUGUUAACUUAGCUCUGCGCUAGUAGUGAGUUCUCAUCCUUCUCAUUCUUGCACUUGAGUGCUGUUCAUCCUUCAAUGGAAUUUCAUUUUGUCCUGACACUUAUCUUAACAUGGCUUCCUGUAGCUAUAAAUCAGGUUCAAACCCCAGAGGUCUACUGGCAGUCAUUGUCGCCUAAUACUCCAAUGCCUAAGGCCCUUCGAGAUCUUCUACCAUCUGAGCAGAAGAGUUUUGAAGAUAAUGCUAUUUCUAUAGAUAUCGGUGGCGUAGGAGUAGAUGUGGGCAAAGGAGUUUCAGUAGAUGUCCAGCCACCAUUCAUCCAAGAUGCAAAACCAUUCCUGUAUACUUAUGGGGCCUCUGAGUACGAACUCAUAACCAACCGAAACGUGACUCUGUUCUUCCUAUACAAAGAUCUACAUCCAGGAACAAAAAUGAAUCUCUAUUUCACCAAAUUUGCAGCUAAAACUAAGUUCUUACCUCGCCAAGUUGCUCAGAUGAUACCAUUCUCCUCAAACAAGUUCUCAGAAGUCCUUCACAAAUUCUCUAUCAAGCCUAAUUCAACAAAAGCUGAGAUAAUGAGGAAGACAAUAGAAGAGUGCGAGGAGCCAGCACUAUUGGGCGAGGACAAGUAUUGUGCUACAUCAUUGGAAGCAAUGGUGGAUUUUGGGAUUUUGACGCUUGGAAAAAAUGUUCAAGCUUUGGCCACGCAAGUUGAUAAAGAGGAUACACAGCAUCAAGAAUUUAGCAUCAUCCGAAAAGUUAGAUUAGUUGGGAGCAAGAUAGUAGCAUGUCAUUUCCAAAACUACAUUUACCCUGUAUUCUACUGCCACAAAACAUGUAACACUAAGGCUUACAUGGUUCCAUUGGUUGGAGCAGAUAAAACCCAAGUCAGCGCUGUUGCUGUAUGCCAUACCGAUACAUCAAAGUGGAAUCCCAUGCACUUGGCUUUCCAAGUUCUUAAGGUUGAGCCUGGGACUGUUCCUAUUUGUCACUUCCUACCAGAAGGCCACAUCGUCUGGGUUGCUAAUUAGAUCAAAGGAGCUACGAGACAAUCACAUUGCACCUUAUCUUGACUUCUAAUUCUCACAGUACGAAUGGAUAUUUACCAUGUUGCUUCUUUUUUCAUUGUGUAUUUCUCAUUUUGUCAAUGUAAAUGAUAAGUACAAACU
Molecule: messenger RNA, 1575 nt
Organism: Jatropha curcas
Lineage: Eukaryota; Viridiplantae; Streptophyta; Magnoliopsida; Malpighiales; Euphorbiaceae
Product: BURP domain protein RD22
Source: RefSeq, a predicted model, not a curated record